Messenger RNA from Saprolegnia diclina VS20, 910 nucleotides. RefSeq lists its product as hypothetical. The transcript has 4 exons. NCBI's taxonomy places the organism in Eukaryota, Oomycota, Saprolegniomycetes, Saprolegniales, Saprolegniaceae. Bases 79 to 876 code for a protein of 265 amino acids. The record is from RefSeq and is a predicted model, not a curated record.
CUCUGGUUGGCCGGCUCGAGGGCUAACUAUGACACUGCGGCCUUUCGUCGUCACCAUGCACUUGCUAUCGAAACGAACAUGGAGAGGAUCUACGUCACUGCUGUCAUCCCAGUCAAGGACUACUGCAUGUACAGCUGCCUCGGCGGCCCACGACCGUUGACGCUCGGGCGGCUCGUCAACCUUCACAAGGCUGCGACCCCCCCGCUCAUGAUUGGGCUCAUGCACGCAUAUGACAACUUUACCAUCUCGGCCUACGUCUACGUUGCCUGCCAUAGCUCGCUCGCAACCGCGUGGCUUCUCAAGGGCCGUGUCAUGCCCGACCAAAUGUUUGCCGGACGCAUGACGAUUGUGUCGUCGGUGCUCUGCGUCGGUGUCUUUGGCGGCUACUGGGCCGCGGGGUUCCUGCUGAUUUCCGGCCGCGUCGAGUCGUCGUCGCUCGUGCUGUCCCUUGUGCUCUACAUGCACACGAUGGGGCUUCUCUGCCUCAUGUGCACCGACACGCAAAAGUUUUACCAGCUGCGCGCCCGGCCGGGGCUCAUCACGGAUGGGUGGCUCACGUGGAGCCGCAACACCAACUACCUUGGGACGUUUACUGUCUACCUCUCGUAUGCGAUUCUGGCGCAGCACUGGGUCCCGUACGCGUGGCUCGGGCUCAUGGUCGGUGUCUCGUACCUCUCGCGGAUGGUCGUCAAGGACAUUUCGCUGCGCAAAAAAGAAGGCGCGGACCGCUACAUGUCCCAGGCGUGGUUCUUCUUUCCCAAUGUCUUUGGCUGGGCACGGCACACGCUGUAUGCGCCCAUCGUCGUCCAUCCCGACGUUCUUGCCGGUCCGAGUCCCGACGAAGUCGCCGCUUGCAGGCCUAUCGGGCCAACAUAAGAAUGAAUCCGAAAUUGAUCUCGCCCGACUUGUG